AAAAAAAAUUAAGACCUAUCAUUUAGUAUGAAAUUGGUCAGUCAAAUAACAUCACAAUGUAAUUGUUUUUUCUAACAAGGUCAUAAUAAAGAAUUUUAGAAUGCUGAGUCUGAAUGAGGUAGAAGAAAUCCCUAGAACAUCAACUUAUUUGGAAAUAGCCUGCAGUUGGUUAAAAUGAUUGAACUCUUGUAAUGUAUAGGAAAAAUCUUUUAAAAUUACGUGCUAAAGGUAAAUGAAACAUGAGGAUAAUGAAAAGUAAUCAUUUUUUUUUUUAAAUCCAUUUUCCAGCAGGUGAGCAAUGUGGUUCGUGGACGUCUCAUUUUAUAUGGAUCGGGUUCGGUGUUCUGAAAAAACAACGCUAAAAUCAGAAACAAAAUUUGAAGGAAAAAAAAUUUGAGAGUGAUGACAGUGAUGUGAUUUAAAAACUCUGAUAAUGAUGGAUCCAAGUAUAAUUAAGUAUAUGCCAGAAACAGUGAGGUUUGCAAUUCUCAGACUCGGAAGUAAUUCUAAUUGUAAAGGCAGUAACAUCUUUUCUGAUGCUAGAUGCGACAUAAGCAGCAUAACAGAUGAGAGGAGAGUUAUGCUGGUAAAAAAUUUUAAUAACAUAUUUAGCCGUGGAAUAGAGUUUGUAAAUGAAUUAAAGGAUGGAAACCAGUCAUAUUUUGAAAACCUUGACAUACAACACAAGGCAGCAAUUACAGUGUUAACUUCAUUUUUAAACGAGAAAGAGCUGCAUGAAAGGAGUAUAAAUGUCAUUCUGGAUCAGCUUCAGAAUGGUGAGGGUUCUGAUGUAGAUUUGACAGUUGCGCUUGCGGAUCAUCUGCUGGGCAGACUUGCUCCUGGACAGUCCUGUGUCAUCAAUUCCAAGAUUAAUGGGAAACAACAAUGUAGUUGUCAACUGGACCAUUGUAUGAAAACAGCAAAGUGGGGGAAUACAGGGAUAGGUCAUGAGGCAGUGUGGCAUGGAUUUGUUGAUAUUAUGUUUCCAUCUUUCGAUUGUGUUGAACCAGACUGUAUUGCUACCACCGUUUAUCCAGUAGCAGCAGAAUCUAGGCAUACCAUGAAGGAAACCAGAGUAAAUGGUGAAGAGCAGGAUUCUCGUGAAACAGCAGAUACCGAUUCAGUCGUGGAUCAGAGUGUGGCAGAGACAAUUGUGUUUUCAUUGAUUCAAAAGAACCGCCGUCCAACCCUUAGAAAUCAUUUGAUUCCUCAUAUUGUUAUAAGUCCUAGUGACUUCAGAAUUCUAAUGUAUGAUGCAGUUAAUGAUGUGUUUCUGUGUAGUGUGCUGCUACCACUUUUUCAGGAGAAAUCACUUCACAUAACAUCUGUUAUCAUCAUUUGGAUGGUACUGCAUUACAGACUAUUUUGUUCAGGGAUAGAUAUUGAACCAAGAAGACUAGAACAAGUGCAAUCAAACUUUAGAAAUUUAGUUCAGGAGAAAUGGGAUAUUUAUAGUGAUUCACUCAAGUCCUGUGUAGGAAGAUUUUCCAAUGUCAAUCAAGAAUUCUUUCCUUCAAAUGAUCGCAUGCUCCUGGGAACAGAAGAAUUUUAGCAGCAUCAAUGUACCCGUGAUUAACAUGAUGUACAUUGUUUUCCAUAUGUAGAGUCACUAGAGAUGUAUGUUUGAGGGAAUAUACAGUAAAAAAUACACACUUAUAUCUGUUGUAAUGAACAUGUAUAAAAAUUUAAAAUUAAAAUAUUACAUAUGCCAGUGUACAACUCUGUUGUUUUCCUCUCCCAUCUAAUUGUUAUUCAUGUUGUUACUGAGGAUUUCAGGAUAUAUUGAAUACUUUAAAAAGGUGUAUAUAAUUCUGCAGGUUUUUAAAAAAUGCUCCUCCUCUCAGGGUUCAUGGAAAAAUU
Molecule: messenger RNA, 1860 nt
Organism: Saccostrea cuccullata (small rock oyster)
Lineage: Eukaryota; Metazoa; Mollusca; Bivalvia; Ostreida; Ostreidae
Exons: 4
Coding region: 434-1552 (372 amino acids)
Source: RefSeq, a predicted model, not a curated record